GAAGUCUAAUAGAAAAGGCUAUACUUGAAUAACCUCUUUCUGCUUUUGCAUCAAGAAUUACAGAGCUGAUGGGGUACGAUCCGGAGGAACUGAUCGGCCAUUCCGUCUACGAAUACUACCAUGCCAUGGACUCUGACCAUUUGACCAAAACGCAUCAUGACAUGUUUGCCAAAGGGCAGGUGACCACAGGGCAGUACCGAAUGCUCGCUAAGCGAGGAGGCUACGUGUGGGUCGAGACGCAGGCGACGGUUAUCUACAACACUAAGAAUUCGCAGCCGCAGUGCAUUGUGUGCGUGAACUACGUCUUGAGUGACGUCGUCCAAAAGGACCUAAUCUUUUCGCUCCAGCAAACGGAGUGCAUGUUGAAACCGGUGGACUCGCCCGAGAUGAAGAUGACCAAACUCCUGGGCAAGGAGACUCUCGAAGACAGCAACAGCCUCUUUGAGAAACUGAAGAAGGAGCCGGACGCGCUAAUCUACCUGGCUCCUGCCGCGGGGGACACCAUUAUCUCGCUAGAUUUCGGCACUGAUGACUCUGAUGAGCCCCAGCUUGAUGACGUUCCUUUGUAUAACGAUGUAAUGCUCCCUUCGUCCAGUGAGAGUACACAUUUGGCCCUGUCCCCACUCCCCGCUUCAGAAGCUCCAAAGCCACUGCGGAGCAAUGUGGACCCAGCGCUGAAUAGGGAAGUGGUGUCCAGGCUGGAGCCCAGCAUGGAGCCGCUGGAGCUGGCUUUCUCGAUCCGCCAGAAGCAAGAGCAUCCGGCCACUCCUUCUGACGGCAGCGCCAGCCAAAGCUCGCCCGAGGUUAGUCGCUGGAGAACCGGCGCCCGAUCCUGUGCUCUCCGACUAAACCGGUUGUUCGUCCUGUGAAUAAAAGAUUUUAUU
Molecule: messenger RNA, 884 nt
Organism: Sphaerodactylus townsendi
Lineage: Eukaryota; Metazoa; Chordata; Lepidosauria; Squamata; Sphaerodactylidae
Product: hypoxia-inducible factor 1-alpha-like
Exons: 4
Coding region: 69-869 (266 amino acids)
Biological process (GO): cellular response to hypoxia; regulation of transcription by RNA polymerase II
Molecular function (GO): protein binding; DNA-binding transcription factor activity, RNA polymerase II-specific; RNA polymerase II transcription regulatory region sequence-specific DNA binding
Source: RefSeq, a predicted model, not a curated record